Molecule: messenger RNA, 1044 nt
Organism: Ilex paraguariensis (yerba mate)
Lineage: Eukaryota; Viridiplantae; Streptophyta; Magnoliopsida; Aquifoliales; Aquifoliaceae
Source: the annotation of a GenBank genome assembly
AUGUCACUAUCCAGACUUUCCAGAAGAACCCAUCUAUUUCCUUACAUUAACAACACUGUACAGCAUUCCCCUUAUCAAUCCAGGCAUUUAUACAAAGCAUUUUGGCAGAAAUAUUAUUUUCUGGGGGCUAAUAAUACUAGCUAUGCACGAGAAUAUGGUUUUGGACUUGGGCGUUUGAUGUCAAGAUCUGAGUUUAGUAAGGUGUCGUUGGAUAGGUGUAAUGGGUUUUUGCCUUUGAGAACUCGGAGUUUGGAGAGGUCUUCUCCUUUUCUUAGUUUUCAUCGGCAAUAUGUUCCUACUCCUAUUUCCAGAGAACAAAAGUCGACGAAGAUGCUUGUAUACUUGACAGGGUUGGUAUUUGCAAUGGUCGGAUGUAGUUAUGCUGCAGUUCCUCUGUAUAGGAGAUUCUGCCAAGCUACUGGUUAUGGGGGCACCGUUCAGCGCAAGGAGAGUGUGGAAGAAAAAAUUGUGCGGCAUGCUCAAGAUGGAACCAUUACGACCAGGGAGAUUGUGGUGCAGUUCAAUGCUGAUGUGGCGGAUGGAAUGCCUUGGAAGUUUGUUCCUACACAACGAGAGGUAAGGGUUAAGCCAGGAGAGAGUGCCCUUGCAUUUUACACUGCUGAAAAUCGAAGUUCAACACCCAUAACUGGUGUAUCUACAUAUAAUGUUACACCCAUGAAGGGCAAUGAAAGACCACUUCAAUCUAGGAAACAACCAUGCUUGGUACUACACGAUAGCAUCGAGAGUGGUGAUCUAACGCCCCACAUCCACAUGGUUCGGGGAGACCAAGGUCAAAAGCAUGACUAUGGGGAGCAACAAACUUCCGCCUUGAUUCCGUUGAGCCUCCUUAUUUGGCUCUUAGCUGCAGUUUACUUCAACAAAAUACAAUGCUUUUGCUUUGAGGAGCAGCGACUUCUACCUGGGGAGCAAAUUGACAUGCCUGUGUUCUUUUAUAUAGACCCCGAGUUCGAAACAGAUCCUAAAAUGGAUGGUAUCAGCAACUUGAUCUUAUCCUAUACAUUUUUCAAGAUUUCUGAAGAGUAA